Molecule: messenger RNA, 1860 nt
Organism: Parnassius mnemosyne (clouded apollo)
Lineage: Eukaryota; Metazoa; Arthropoda; Insecta; Lepidoptera; Papilionidae
Source: the annotation of a GenBank genome assembly
AUGACUUUUCGACCUCUUCCGGCUGACGAAAUAGCCAAAUUAUUGAAUGAAAUAAACGAAGACAGUGAAGAUGGUAUGGAAGAUGACGAUGAUAGUGUUGCAGAUCCUGAUUAUCGAGCUGAGGAUGAGAUGGAACAAGAGCAGUUUUCUGGCGAUGAAAAUGAAGAUGAUGAAGUGAACCUUGAAGAGAUCAUUCAUAGUUUAGAAGACAAUCAACCUGAUCCGUCUCCAUCUACUUCUGCUGUGCCAACUAGAUCGCAACAAACCCAAUCUGUGGUACAACCUAGAAAGCCACUAAAACUCAACCUGCGAUGGAAAAUGAAAUGCCUGCUUUUGAAUGAGCAUCAGUUACGUUUUCUUGGAAACGAAAACUUACCAACAAAUGUUCUAGAGCUUGACACGCCGAUCCAGAUUUUCUUGUCCUUGUUUUCUAAAGAUUUAAUUGAUUUUAUAGCAACUCAAACUAAUUUAUAUAUUGUGCAAAAGGAUCCCAAUAAUAAUUUUCGGGUUUCCACAACAGACAUCCAGCAAUUUAUUGGCAUAGUGUCUUUCAUCAUGUCUUUGGUUCAGCUUCCUCGAGUUACCCAUCAUUGGAGUAGCACCAUUGGAACUCCUAUGAUUCAAGAAAUAAUGCCGGUAAAGAUGUUUGAAAAGAUUCGACAAUUUAUACAUUUUAAUGACAAUUUGCAAAACUUUCCUCGCGAACAUCCGGAAUUCGACAGACUGUUCAAACUUAGACCAGUUGUACAAAAAUUAAACCAAUCUUUUUCUGAAAUCCCUUUAGAACAAUAUCUUUGCGUCGAUGAGCAAAUAUGCUCUACGAAAGCUAGAAAUAACUUGAAAAGAUAUAACCCGAAAAAGCCUCACAAAUGGGGUUAUAAGAUUUACGUUCUCAGUGGAGUAUCUGGAUUUGCGUAUAAAAUCGAACCCGAAACUGGCUCAGAAAAUGUGGUACUGCCCAACGAACCUGAUCUUGGUGCUUCCUCAAAUGUUAUCGUGCGUCUAUCAAGAGAAAUACCUCGCAACCAAAAUUACAGAUUAUAUUUUGACAAUUACUUUACAAGCUUGCCACUGCUAGAAUACUUGUCACAAAACGGUAUACUGAGUCUUGGUACAAUACGCCGAAACAGGAUUCCAGAUUGUAAAUUACCUACAGACAAAGAAAUGUCCAAAAAAGACAGAGGCUAUUCUGUUGAGUAUGUUGCUGAUGUCAACGGUGUGGAUGUAGCAACCGUAGCCUGGAAAGAUAACAAAGUAGUAAAUUUAGCAUCCAGUUUUGUCGGAGAAAUGCCAAAAGCACAGGUGAGGAGGUAUGACAAGAAGACCAAGCAGUACAUAACAAUUGAUCGUCCAAAUAUUGUUGGAGAAUAUAAUCGCCACAUGGGUGGAGUAGACCUUAUUGAUAGCAUCAUGGGAUGCUACAAAAUACGGCUUCGUAGCAAAAGGUGGCAGGUUAGAAUGUUUUAUCAUUUAUUGGACUUGAGUAUAGCAAAUGCAUGGCUUCUUUACAAAAGAAUUCAAAAGGCUAAGGGAUUGCAGGAAAAACAUUUGAACUCGGCUGAUUUUCGGCUUCAAGUUGCUACAACUUUAUGUAAGCUUAGUGUACCAUCGAAGAUAAAGAACCGUCGAUCUAUCGAAAACGAACUUCAAUCAAAACGACACAAAGGUCCAGCACAACAUGUUCCUCCAGUGGCAAUCAGGCAGGAUCAGACAGGACACUGGCCUGUUUGGACAGAAAAGAGAAUUCGCUGCAAAUUUCCUAAAUGCUCUGGUGUCUCGCAAACAAUAUGCGAGAAGUGUGGCGUUGCUUUGUGCUACAAUAAACAUAACAAUUGUUUCAAACAAUUUCACCUAAGUUAA